Messenger RNA from Lotus japonicus, 1540 nucleotides. RefSeq lists its product as uncharacterized. The record is from RefSeq and is a predicted model, not a curated record. The coding region runs from base 154 to 1215 and encodes 353 amino acids. The transcript has 5 exons. NCBI's taxonomy places the organism in Eukaryota, Viridiplantae, Streptophyta, Magnoliopsida, Fabales, Fabaceae.
GUUCUCUUGCCUUUUUUAAUUUCCACUUUGUUUCGUAUUUUCCCGCUCCCCAGUCCCUUUGAAACUGCAAGAGCAGUUACAUUACAUUUACAUACAAAGUAACAGAAAUCACCUUUCAAUCAAUCUCACCAAAAUUCACAACCAUACCAUACCAUGGAAGAAGUGCCUUCUUCUUCUGCUGCUGGUGUUUCUGCUACUCUCCCUCCCUCUGCAACUGCGAGACCCAAGCUCCAGAGGUACGCGCUGCGUUCCGCCGCUAAAUCCAAGGAACACAACCCAGAUGCACCCAAUCGCUCCAUUUCUCCUCAAUCUAAGAGAGGGACAAGUGUAAGUAGAAGUGUUGGUGUCCUUGAUUUCUCUGGCAAGGACAGGUCUUCUAGUGCUAAGCCACCGAGAAGGCUCUCCAUUUCCACCAAAGGAUCUACUACUCCGAGCCUGAAGAUGGUUGGAAGCAUAACCCCGACCUCCGAGACUAGAACAAGGAGGUCUGGUAAUGGCCAAGGGCCUCCAAGCAGAAGCCAAACACCUGUUUCUGAAAUUUUCAGAACUUCAAGUCGGAUGAAGUUCAAUCUCAUAUCUUCAGCUUCAUACUGGUUAAACCAGAUCAAGCUAUCUGAAUCUGCUGCCAAACACUCCAUUUCACUUGGAUUCUUCAAGCUUGCUUUGGAGGCAGGAUGUGAGCCUUUCCUGAAACUCCAAGAUGAGCUCAAAUCUUAUGUGAGCCGACAUCAGCUUGCUGAACUUGGAGAACCAGUGAAAGAACUCCUUGAAAGCUACAACAUUGCAGAAAAUAUAGUGUUGACACAAGUUUCUGAGAGCAUUUCACAGGUUCCAGAAGAGGGAACGCAAUCCUCUGAUGAUGAAGUGCACUGCUGCUCUUCUUCUACCAUGGCUGAUGAAAAACUGAAACCCAAGUGCUUAGACACUGACUCUACUCAACUUAGUCCAGAAGCGAUUGAGUCAACCAAGAAGGAGGCUUGCCAAAAGAGUAAUCCUAGUUCCAGGUUGAGAGGAAGUCUCAGAAUGAACUCUGCAAAUUCAAGACUUGCUUCUGAUCGCGUGAAUCGCAGGGCCACUAAAAAGUUAGAGAAGACUAAUAAGCAAGAAACUAAUAAGGAGAAGGGCGAGGUCAAGAAAAAGGGAAAGAACUCUGAAAUUGAAGAAGUUCUGUUCAGUCCUACAAGUGCUGAAGAUAAUGUGCAGCGAAACAAAUAAAAUAUGGCCUUUGAGACUAGUGAUGAAGUUGGUUUGACAGAAGUCAUAUAAACAAAGCUUUUGAGCUUGCAGUUCUGAGUUUUCGUCAUCAUCAAACUUUGUCUACAAUAUUGUGUGCGUGGAGUUUGCUUCCCAAUAGGAGUACAUAUGAAAAUUGUUCUCAGUUUGCUGUCAAAGGCUGCUUUCUUGUCUUUUAAGUUUUAAUCACUUAGCAUGUUGUGUGCUUGUGUCCUAAUUUUUAGUUGUUAAUCAAGCUCUGUAUUGAAUAUAUUAUGGUUUGUCAAUAGUUGUUAUAAUAUUUGUGGAGACAAUAGUUUCUAACAUA